AUGACACUGGUGUACGCUACUGCUCCAUGCAAACUGAGAGUCUACUUGGCAAGGGCUGAACAGACUGAUGAGCACGGCCGCAAAUGUUGGGAUACUGUGAAGGUGCCUGCUUGUGGAGGAAGAUGUGAUUCUAGAGAGAUUUCAGACUGGGAGUUUCCCUUCAAGAAAUCCCACCACCCUGUAUGCGUGUACGGUGGUCGCCGCCCACUGAUGGUUCGUCUCCGACACUGCGAUCCUGGAGUGAUUGCGGGAACAGACAUCUUCCAUUACAUUGCUGCUGAAGACUGCAGAUGCAAGGUCUGCUCUUCAGAAUACACUAGCUGCGAAUGGCUUCCACCAAACUCUACACUUCUGGACGGAAUCUACGACUUCGACGAUUUGGAUGAAGUAUAA
Spodoptera litura is the source of this 393-nucleotide messenger RNA. RefSeq names its product thyrostimulin beta-5 subunit. Gene Ontology annotation, molecular function: hormone activity. Gene Ontology annotation, cellular component: cytoplasm; extracellular region. Gene Ontology annotation, biological process: G protein-coupled receptor signaling pathway. The record is from RefSeq and is a predicted model, not a curated record. NCBI's taxonomy places the organism in Eukaryota, Metazoa, Arthropoda, Insecta, Lepidoptera, Noctuidae.